Messenger RNA from Capsicum annuum, 1739 nucleotides. RefSeq names its product protein PIN-LIKES 7. The coding region runs from base 329 to 1573 and encodes 414 amino acids. Lineage: Eukaryota; Viridiplantae; Streptophyta; Magnoliopsida; Solanales; Solanaceae. The transcript has 11 exons. Gene Ontology annotation, cellular component: membrane. The record is from RefSeq and is a predicted model, not a curated record. Gene Ontology annotation, biological process: endoplasmic reticulum to cytosol auxin transport.
AAUUCAACAAUUCAUUUAUUAUGAACGGAGGGAGCAUAUCAUAAGCCCUCAAGCGUGACUAAUGAGUUAAAAACUAGGUGACAAAUUGUGUUGGCUCAGUAUUGUAGUGCCGUUUUCUGUCAUGACAGUACUUUCCCUGGUUCUUUCUAUGCUUACAUUUUAAAAAAUGUCACGGCCAUUGCCCCAUAAAACAGAUUUAGAUAGAGACAUUCAAUAUCUAGUUUAUAAAGUUUUGCUAGCAACUAUGAAACUCCAUAGUUAGACAUUACAGCCAGCAAAGAAUAUACAUUCUUAGACAUUUUUUUAGCUACAAAAUUUUGCAAAAAAGAUGGGUUUUUUGACAUUAUUAGAAGUGGCAUCGAUGCCAAUAGUGCAAGUGCUAAUAAUAAGUGUAUUAGGAGCUUUGAUGGCCACUGAUUAUCUCAAGUUACUUCCUGCUGAUGCCCGCAAAUCCCUUAACAAGAUAGUGUUCAUGGUAUUUACGCCUUGCCUAAUGUUUGCGAGUUUGGCAGAGUCUGUCACCUUUCAAGAUAUCGUCUCAUGGUGGUUUAUGCCUGUUAAUGUUGGGCUAACAUUUCUAUUUGGAGGGAUUCUUGGAUGGAUAGUUGUGAAAAUAUUGAAACCAAAGCCAUAUCUUGAGGGACUCAUUAUUGCUACAUGCUCAUCAGGAAACUUGGGAAAUCUUCUAUUGAUUGUUAUUCCUGCAAUUUGCAAAGAAGAUGGAAGCCCAUUUGGUGAUCAUAGAACUUGUUCUUCUGUUGGCCUUUCCUAUGCCUCUUUCUCUAUGGCACUUGGGGGUUUCUACAUAUGGACAUACACAUAUCAGCUAAUAAGAAGCUCAUCCUUGAAAUUUAAAGCACAAAAAACAGCAGAAGAAGAAGCAUUUAAGGAACCAAACAAGGACUUAGAUACAAAUGAAAAGUCUUACCUUCUUGACAACAAUUCUCAAGAUCAACUUCCAAUUAGUGUGACAAAAUCCAGUGAAAAUUUAACAAAAGCAUGUGUAGUAGCAGAAAUAGAGACAGUAAAAGGAUCAUCAUGGAGCAAAAUAGUAGGGGUGUUGCACACUUUCUUGGAAGAGCUAAUGGCACCACCAACACUUGGAGCAAUGGUAGGAUUCCUGUUUGGGUCAGUGACAUGGCUGAAAAAUCUGGUGAUUGGGGAUGCUGCUCCCUUUAGAGUUAUUCAAGACUCUGUCAAAUUACUUGGGGAUGGAACCAUUCCAUGCAUCACCCUCAUACUUGGAGGCAACCUCACCCAAGGAUUGAGGAAGGCACAAGUAAAACCAUCAAUCAUAAUAGCAGUAGUUAGCGUACGGUAUAUCUUCAGUCCAUUGAUAGGUAUUGGAAUGGUUAAAGCAGCAGCCAGUCUAGGCUUCCUUCCAGCAGAUCCUCUUUACCAUUUCGUGCUAAUGCUUCAGUACACCGUCCCACCUGCCAUGAAUAUCGGAACAAUGACACAGUUAGUUGAUGUAGCACAAGAAGAGUGUUCAGUUCUUGUCAUGUGGACUUACUUGGUAGCAGCACUAGCACUCACCAUUUGGUCCACUGUAUUUAUGUGGCUCUUAUCAUGAUUGAAAAAACAGCACUAUACACAACAAAACUUAAGACACUGAAAGCAGCAUUUUUUUAUUUUUUUUUAGGAGUUCCAUUUCUAGUCAAAUUUCUUUUAUGAAGGAGCUUGUAUGCUGUUCUACAUUUGUUUAUGAAAAUACAAAAUCAUUAUUUCGCAUCCUAAAA